Diuraphis noxia (Russian wheat aphid) is the source of this 944-nucleotide messenger RNA. RefSeq names its product MOB kinase activator 2 (gene Mob2). NCBI's taxonomy places the organism in Eukaryota, Metazoa, Arthropoda, Insecta, Hemiptera, Aphididae. The record is from RefSeq and is a predicted model, not a curated record.
AGGAAAGGUCGAAAGGCAAAAGACAAGGAAUCAUUAUGUAGUGAUGAUAACAAAUUGUAUUUGGAAGAAGCUGUAUUAGAAAAAAAGUUACCAGACAUUGAUCUUAGGAUAUUAGUUGAAAUGCCAAAUGGAAUAGAUUUUAAUGAGUGGCUCGCUUCUCAUACAAUUUCAAUUUUUGACAACACCAACUUGAUUUAUGGAACUGUGUCAGAAUUCUGUACAAUUUCAGGAUGUCCUGAUAUGGUUGGACCAAGUUAUAGAACCUAUUUGUGGUUUGACGAAAAAGGAAAAAAAUCUCGCGUUGCUGCACCAUUAUACAUUGAUUAUGUUAUGACAUUUGUUCAAAAAACUAUUAAUGAUGAGACAAUUUUUCCAACUAAAUAUGCUAAUGAAUUUCCUGUCGGCUUUGAGAUUGUAGUAAAAAAAAUUUUAAGAUUGUUGUUUCAUGUUUUAGCUCAUCUUUAUCAUAGUCACUUUCGUGAGUUAGUACUUUUAAAUUUGCAUACACAUUUAAAUUGUGUGUUUGCUCAUCUGUCAGUAUUUAAUCAUCGUUAUCAAUUGAUUGAGCUUCGUGAAACUGAAAUCUUACAAGAUCUAGUCGUAGCUUUAAAAAUUCUAGGUGAUGAUGAAGUAAUAGCUACCGAAGUCAAUGAAUCUGUUGAUGAAUAUAAGGAUGUUAUCAAUAAAGAACCAACUAUGUCUCUUGCAGAUCAACCUAUCAACAUGUUCUCUAAUCCUUCUCCUAUUAAUACUCAGACUUUAGCUACUCAAAUUGAUAAUAUCUAGUCUAGUAAAUAAAGUAUAAUUAUAUAGAUACUACAAGUAAAUGAUAUAUGUUAUAUGUUCAGUACAUAAAAUGACUUGUUAAAUUAUUUAGAAAAUAACAGUUGGCAGACAAUAAACUAAUAUCAAAGCUUUUAAACCUAUUUUAUUAUACUAAAAUA